AAAGAGAUAACGUUCUUCUGGUAAUCUGAGCCUCUUAUCCAAAAUAUAUAUAUAUAUAAAUACAUAUAAAAAUAACAAAGAAAAAUUUGGAGCCAUGGCAGUGUCAUCAAUGGCCAAAGGUUCAAUAUUAUUACCAUUCCCAAAUCUUGUUCCACAAAGAUUUAGUAAUACGUCAUUAAACUACGUCGUUUUCCAAUCAAAGCAACAACAAUUAGUGAAAUUUCAUAUGAUAAGAAGCAAUUCAAAUGACACAUCAUCAUCAUCAUCAUCUACGGUUGAGACCACAAUAACAUCUCCUGAGGACGCAACAACACAAGAAGAAGAAGAUUCUAUUGAAGAAACAGAAGAGUCUCCUUCUUUGAUUUCUGCUCUUAAUGUUGAAAGGGCUCUUCGUGGCAUACCCAUUACAGAUGUAGAUUAUUAUGGUAAGCUUGGAUUAUCAAGAGACUGCUCACUUAAUCAGGUUAAUGAUGCCUAUAGAAUAAAGAGUGAAGAAUUGAAGAAUAGAGGCCUAGAAGAAGAAGAACUCAACAAAGAACUUCAACUCUUAAAGGAAUCAUACAUAAUUUUGUCAACUGUGGAAGAGAGAAGACUAUAUGAUUGGAGUCUUAGUAGGAGUGAGAAAACAGAUAAAUAUGUUUGGCCUUUUGAAGUUGAUUCAACAAAACCACCUCAAGAUGAACCACCUCAACAGGAGCCAGAGGACAUUGGGCCAACCAGAGCAGUUGGAUAUUUCAUAUUGGGUUGGGUAAUAUUGUCCACUGUCUUGUCUAUUGCUCUUAAUCGAUAAUUAAAUCACAUCAUCAUUCAUUUCUGUAUAAAUCCAUCUUUAUUUAUCAUUAUUUAUAUUGUAAAAUAAUUAAUAAUAAUCUGUAUAAUUUUUUUUGACACUAUAAGAUCAUCACAUGCAAAA
Messenger RNA from Cannabis sativa, 913 nucleotides. Its product is annotated as NAD(P)H-quinone oxidoreductase subunit U, chloroplastic. The transcript is spliced from 5 exons. Gene Ontology annotation, cellular component: NAD(P)H dehydrogenase complex (plastoquinone); chloroplast; chloroplast thylakoid membrane. NCBI's taxonomy places the organism in Eukaryota, Viridiplantae, Streptophyta, Magnoliopsida, Rosales, Cannabaceae. The record is from RefSeq and is a predicted model, not a curated record. Bases 95 to 790 code for a protein of 231 amino acids.